This is a messenger RNA of Magnolia sinica, 663 nucleotides long. RefSeq lists its product as uncharacterized. The coding region runs from base 253 to 543 and encodes 96 amino acids. The record is from RefSeq and is a predicted model, not a curated record. The transcript has 3 exons. Lineage: Eukaryota; Viridiplantae; Streptophyta; Magnoliopsida; Magnoliales; Magnoliaceae.
AUCACAGAAAUAUGCCACGUGGAGGACAGUACAAGAUAUGACGUGCUUUGGGAGGCCUUGGCAUUUUUCUCGCAAACGUGGAAUUUUUAACGGAAAAGACGGUUUAAACAGUUUAAACGGCCAGAAGCGCUAACCAAUAAGAGAAUGACACGUGGGAACAAUACCGGCAAAAAUGGGAACGUAUAUAAAUCAGACGGGUAGGAGGAGCUGAGGGUCGGAUCAUUGCCCCUGUCCUUCCCAUCAAGGCCAGCCAUGGACCAACGCAGAGAGAGUAAUGGCUUGAUGUCUGUUCCACAAUUUGGAGGGUGGGAUCAAAAGGUGGGCGAUGCAACCGAUUACUCCAUGAUUUUCUCACGAGCUCGGGAGAAUAAGAAGCAAAGGAAAAAAACUGAUUUCAAUCCAUCCAACGGCAACGAAGAGCAGCACACCGUCGUCCCACCCCAACAGCAAGAUUCACCAUCAUCAGUGCAGAGAAAGAAGAGGAUUUUGAGCUACUUCAAGUGCUGUAUAAAGCCAAUUGAUCUGCCCAAUCAGAACCAUUGAUUUCCAUGAUUUUGGGUCUGUUUUGAAAGUCUGGAUUUCAUGAUUAUAGACACUUUGUAAAUCAAUGUCUGUAAACUGAUGAAGGCUUCUGUAAUCUAUGAUCUAGAUCUCUUUCUUGUA